CAUCUCUCUAACGCAAUCCACUAAUUCUGGUAAUGGAUUCUGCUAUUUAGACCAGCCAGUUUCUUCGUCUCUCAAUCAUCAUCCAAAAACAUUCUUCUCACAAGAAUCAGAUUCAAGAUAGAAGUUUUUCAAACAAUGUCUAGUCCUCUUGGUCACUUUCAGAUUCUUGUUUUUCUUCAUGCUUUGCUUAUCUUCUCAGCUGAGUCCCGCAAAACCCAAUUGCUGAACGAUAAUGAUGUUGAAUCUAGCGACAAGAGUGCAAAAGGCACACGAUGGGCUGUUUUAGUUGCUGGAUCAAAUGAAUAUUAUAACUACAGGCAUCAGGCUGACAUAUGCCACGCGUAUCAGAUACUCCGAAAAGGCGGUUUAAAAGAUGAAAACAUCAUUGUGUUUAUGUAUGAUGAUAUCGCGUUUUCCUCGGAGAAUCCUAGGCCUGGAGUUAUCAUUAAUAAACCAGAUGGAGAAGAUGUUUAUAAAGGAGUUCCUAAGGACUACACUAAAGAAGCUGUUAAUGUUCAAAACUUCUACAAUGUGUUACUUGGAAAUGAAAGUGGCGUCACAGGAGGAAAUGGCAAAGUUGUGAAAAGUGGUCCUAAUGAUAAUAUCUUCAUCUAUUAUGCUGACCAUGGAGCUCCUGGCUUAAUAGCGAUGCCCACUGGUGAUGAAGUUAUGGCAAAAGAUUUCAAUGAAGUCUUGGAGAAGAUGCAUAAGAGAAAAAAAUACAACAAGAUGGUGAUCUAUGUUGAAGCAUGUGAAUCAGGAAGUAUGUUUGAAGGGAUUUUAAAGAAAAAUCUCAACAUAUACGCAGUGACUGCUGCUAAUUCUAAAGAGAGCAGCUGGGGAGUUUACUGUCCUGAGUCAUAUCCUCCUCCUCCUUCUGAGAUUGGAACUUGUCUCGGCGAUACAUUUAGCAUCUCUUGGCUUGAGGACAGUGACCUUCAUGACAUGAGCAAAGAGACUUUGGAGCAACAAUACCACGUUGUAAAGAGAAGAGUAGGAUCUGAUGUACCAGAGACUUCUCAUGUAUGCCGUUUCGGAACAGAGAAGAUGCUUAAAGAUUAUCUUUCCUCUUACAUUGGAAGAAAUCCUGAAAACGAUAACUUCACUUUCACGGAAUCCUUUUCCUCACCAAUCUCUAAUUCUGGCUUGGUCAAUCCGCGCGAUAUUCCUCUGCUAUACCUCCAGAGAAAGAUUCAAAAAGCUCCAAUGGGAUCACUUGAAAGCAAAGAAGCUCAGAAGAAAUUGCUUGACGAAAAGAAUCAUAGGAAACAAAUCGAUCAGAGCAUUACAGACAUUCUGCGGCUUUCAGUUAAACAAACCAAUGUCUUAAAUCUCUUAACUUCCACAAGAACAACAGGACAGCCUCUUGUAGACGAUUGGGAUUGCUUCAAGACUCUAGUUAAUAGCUUCAAGAAUCACUGCGGUGCAACGGUGCAUUACGGAUUGAAGUAUACAGGAGCGCUUGCCAAUAUCUGCAAUAUGGGAGUGGAUGUGAAGCAAACUGUUUCAGCCAUUGAACAAGCUUGUUCGAUGUAAUGAUUUGCAAAACAAUGUGAUAUUCGACUUUAAAAAUAUCAAAGUUAAUUUCAAUAAAACUCGAUGUAGAGAUGGUUGGUUCAUGAUACUACUUUUACAUGAAAAGCUUUUUAAUCGAUGAUAACGCGAAAGUCUUGGUCUAAAUUUGUGAAUUGGAUUCAUGGAACAAUAACCUCGUACCAACUGUACGGUACGGACGGCUGUACUUUGGUUGAGUU
Molecule: messenger RNA, 1754 nt
Organism: Arabidopsis thaliana (thale cress)
Lineage: Eukaryota; Viridiplantae; Streptophyta; Magnoliopsida; Brassicales; Brassicaceae
Gene: DELTA-VPE
Product: delta vacuolar processing enzyme
Exons: 8
Coding region: 136-1536 (466 amino acids)
Biological process (GO): proteolysis; protein catabolic process
Cellular component (GO): vacuole; extracellular region
Molecular function (GO): peptidase activity; cysteine-type endopeptidase activity
Source: RefSeq, marked reviewed